GGAGCGUGGAGCACGGGCCUGGGAAGCCGCGGCCGCCGGGGAAGAGCCAGAGCCGGGAGCCAGCAUGUCUCUCCCUGCUGGGCCAAACUAUGAAUGGGGGCUGCUAUCUGGUAGCCUGGGCCACCCUGUGCCUGGUGGGUGGGUGGGCGACCUCAUGGCAUGUGGGCCGCCCCUUCACCGCAGUGUGGAACGUUCCAACAGCCCGAUGCCAAACCCACUUUGGCCAGCCCCUGCUCUUGGAGCCCUUUGGCAUCGUGCACAACCAGGCCCAGCGCUUCCGGGGCCAAAACAUUACCAUCUUCUACAAGAACCAGUUUGGCCUUUACCCCUACCUGGGACCCAGGGGUGUCCUCCACCAUGGAGGUAUCCCCCAGGCUGUUCCCCUGCACAAGCACCUCGCCCUAGUCACCAGUCAGAUCUCUGGCCUCAUGCAUAAGGGCUUCAGAGGCUUAGCUGUGCUUGACUGGGAAGAGUGGCACCCCCUCUGGAACCGGAACUGGGGGCCCCGCCGAAUCUAUCGAAAGGCGUCUUGGGCCUGGGCCCAGCAGCGGUGGCCGGAUCUACCUCAUAAGCUGCAGGGCUUUGAGGCUCGGGCUACCUUUGAGGGGGCUGCUCGGGCACUAAUGGAGGGCACCCUGCAGCUGGCACAGGCACUUCGUCCCAGGGGGCUGUGGGGCUUUUAUCGAUUCCCUCUCUGUCGAAGCCCCUGGCGGGGCAGGCACAAUUACACUGGGAAGUGCCAGAUGGCGGACAAGGCCUCCAAUGACCGGCUGCGCUGGCUUUGGGAAGCUUCUACUGCCCUCUUCCCCAGCAUCUACCUCCCACCUGGCCUGCCCCAGGUCUAUCGAAAGAGCUAUGCACGACACCGACUGGAAGAGGCUUCCCGAGUGGCACGGUUUGGGCACCCGCAUCCUCUGCCUGUGAUGGCCUAUACUCGCCUUACUCACCUUGGUUCUGGGCGGUUUCUGUCCCAGAAUGACCUGAUUCAGACCAUUGGAGUAAGUGUGGCCCUGGGGGUAGAAGGCGUGGUGCUUUGGGGUGAUCUCUCUUUUUCCAGUUCUGGGGAGCAGUGCAAGCUUCUCCAGAGCUACCUGUCAAACAUCUUGGGCCCCUAUUUAAGCAAUGUGACUAAGGCUGCCCAGGCCUGCAGCCAGCAACUGUGUCAUGGCAAUGGGCGCUGUGCCCGACAGGAGCCCAACAACGAUGACGUCUUCUUGCACUUGGAACCAGCAAGUGCCGUGGGAGCCCCCAGGGAAGACCCUGACAAAUGGACCCACUUUCGAUGCCUCUGCUACCCAGGCUGGGCAGGCACUGCCUGCAAGGUGCCUGUACCUGGCACAGAAUGAAGGGCCCCAGAGGAUUCCCGACUGUGGGGACAAAGCUAUGAGCCACAUAUAUCUGUCCUUGCCUUCUGAGUUUCUUCAAGUUGUUUCCACUGGCCUCAUUCUCCCUGACUCCAAAGAGACUGGUUGUGGAGGCCUUUUCCUGCUUGUUUCCUAAAACUCCCCCUUCUGCUUCAGAGCCUGGAAAUGUAGAUUUUGACUUUGGACAAAUUCCUUCCGCUCUCAAUGCCUCAUAUUCCUCAUCUUUUUUUUUUUUUUUUAAAGAGAAUUAGAGUUAGAGCUUAUAGGUACCUCAAAAAUCAAAACUCUAAUUUUAUAAAUUAGGACACUGAGGCCCAGAGAGGGGAAAGGAUCUGACUAAAAUCACAGCUAGUUUUGUAGUCGGAAUUUGAACCCAGGUCCUCUGAUUGUAAAUCUAACAUUUUUUCUGCUACAGUGCAAAAUGAGGGGAUUGAACCAAAUGAUCUUCCUUCCAGUUGUAAAUCCUAAAAACAAAACACAAAACAAAACCCCUUGUAAUGUAAUGUAAUAUUUAGUCUAGGUUUUUAAAUGGCCCUAUUCUCUGGCUCUGGCUGACUUCUACAGAACAACUACAUUCUUGAUAAUCUUACAUGUGGCCUUGAGUCAUCUUCCUUAAACCUUGCAGCCCUACAUUCAAGUACUUGGGCACAAGGACCAUGAACUGGGAGCUGGUCCACCUGGGAUUCAGGAGGUGGAUCUGAACGUCCCCAUAUGCUACUGGUCACGGUGCUUGUGGAGUUUACUUUGUCUUAGUCUGUACUUUCAUUCCAUAGUUAGGUUGGACCAUAAAAUCAUUUUUCCUUCUCCUCUCUACACCUGUGCUGGCUGAUUUUCUCCCUCCACCCCAAAUACAAUUUAU
Vombatus ursinus (common wombat) is the source of this 2223-nucleotide messenger RNA. RefSeq names its product hyaluronidase 3 (gene HYAL3). Gene Ontology annotation, molecular function: hyalurononglucosaminidase activity. Lineage: Eukaryota; Metazoa; Chordata; Mammalia; Diprotodontia; Vombatidae. The record is from RefSeq and is a predicted model, not a curated record. Gene Ontology annotation, cellular component: acrosomal vesicle. The coding region runs from base 90 to 1346 and encodes 418 amino acids. The transcript has 4 exons. Gene Ontology annotation, biological process: hyaluronan catabolic process; carbohydrate metabolic process.